Helobdella robusta is the source of this 384-nucleotide messenger RNA. RefSeq lists its product as hypothetical. The record is from RefSeq and is a predicted model, not a curated record. The transcript is spliced from 4 exons. NCBI's taxonomy places the organism in Eukaryota, Metazoa, Annelida, Clitellata, Rhynchobdellida, Glossiphoniidae. The coding region runs from base 1 to 384 and encodes 127 amino acids.
AUGCAUGUGCAAGUAGUCGUAGAGAGAGUAGCAGCAGUAUUAGAACUAGUAUUGCUGAAAAAAGAAGUAUCAGUAGUAGAAUAUCAGCAUAAAGAUGAUGAAGAUGAGGAAGAUGAAGACGAUGAUGAUGAUAAAGAUGAUGAUGAAGACGGUGGUGAAGAUGAUGAUAAAGAUGAUGAUAAAGAUGAAGUAAAUGGUGAAGAUGAGGAUAUGGAUGAAGAUGAUGAGGCUGAAAAUGAGGCAAAAGUCGAUGAGCUUAUUAGCGCGAGGAUCAUAAAAGUAGCAGAUAAAUUGUACAAACGACCAAUAAAAAGUCACGUGAUAGUCCGGGAAUCAAUACAACAAAUAAGCGAUAACCAUGGACCAUCUUACGGGGUUAAAUAA